Prorocentrum cordatum is the source of this 2482-nucleotide messenger RNA. The record is from the annotation of a GenBank genome assembly. Lineage: Eukaryota; Dinophyceae; Prorocentrales; Prorocentraceae.
AGGCCUGGUGUUGUCAACAAGACGAUGUCAAUUGUGAUGAAGUUCAAGCCAAAUUGGCCAGUCAAGCUGCAGAACCUCACCAGCAGCAGGAUAAUCCGUACGAUUGCUAUGAGGACAUUUGGUCGUUCGACAAGUGGCAUUGGUGCUGCGUGCACUCUGAUCGUUGCCUCGACAGAGCUCAGGACGCGGCAGCGGCAGGUUUGGCGGUUACGAUCGGGGACAUGGUUGGUGACGCCCAUGAUGCAGUCUCACAUCACGUCGAUCAGGCUCUUGACACUUCCAUCGGAGACCAUGUUUCCAACGCCGCUGACACCGUCGAGGAUGUCGCAGGUGACGUCCACGAUGCGGUCUCACACCACGUCGGCCAGGCGCUGAACACUCCCAUAGGAGACCACGUUUCCAACGCCGCUGACGCCGUGGGGGAUGCGGCUGGAGAUAUCCACGAUGCAAUCUCACACCACGUCGGCCAGGCCCUGGACACUCCCAUCGGAGACCACGCUUCUAAUGCCGCAGAUGCUGUGGGGGAUAUUGCAGGAGAUAUACAUGGCGCAGUCACGCACCAUGUUGGCCAGGCUCUUGACACGCCCAUCGGAGACCACGUUUCCAACGUUGCUGACGCUGUGGGGGAUUUGGCAGGAGAUGUCCAUGGUGCAGUCUCACACCACGUUGGCCAGGCUCUGGACACUCCCAUUGGGGACCACUUAUCUAAUGCCGCUGACGCUGUUGGGGAUGUUGCUGGAGACGUCCACGAUGCAGUUUCACAUCACGUCGGCCAGGCGCUGGACACUCCCAUUGGCGACCAUGUUUCGAAUGCCGCUGACACCGUUGGGGAUGUUGCGGGAGACGUCCACGACGCAAUUGCACAUCACGUCGGCAAGGCGCUGGACACUCCCAUUGGCGACCAUGUUUCGAACGCUGCGGAUGUCGUCGGGGAUGUCGCAGGAGACGUCCACGAUGCAGUCUCACACCACGUCGGCCAGGCGCUGAAUACGGAUAUCGGAGAUCAUGUUUCCAACGCCGCUAACGCAGUGGGGGAUGUCGCAGGAGACAUCCACGGCGCAGUCUCACACCACGUCGGCCAGGCGCUGAACACGGACAUCGGAGACCAUGUUUCGAACGCCGCCGACGCCGUCGGGGAUAUGGCAGGAGAUGUCCAUGGUGCAGUCACGCACCAUGUCGGCAAUGCAUUGAACACGGACAUCGGAGACCAUCUUUCCAACGCCGUUGACGCCGCAGGGGACUUCGCAGGAGACGCCCACGAUGCAAUCUCACAUCACGUUGGCCAGGCGUUGAACACAGGCAUCGGAGACCACGUAUCCAACGCCGCUGACGCCGUGGGGGAUGUCGCAGGAGACGUCCACGACACAGUCUCGCACCACGUUGGCCAGGCGCUCAACACGGACAUCGGAGACCACGUCUCCAACGCCGCUGACGCCGUCGGGGAUAUGGCAGGAGAUAUACAUGGUGCAGUCACGCACCACGUCGGCCAGGCGCUGAACACGGACGUGGGAGGCCACGUGAGCAAUGCGGCGGGUGCCGUCGGGGACGCGUUAGGCGACGCCCAUGCUGCAGCUUCGCACCACUUGGGGAACACAGCAGGCUGGCUCGGCGGCCAGCUGGGCUGGGGCGGCCAGGAGGAGGCGGCGGCCGACGCAGGUGCAGAGGCCGCCGGCGCGCCCGAGGCCGAGGCGGCCCCACAGUCGACCUGAGGAGGCCGCCGCCGCCGCGGGCAGCGCCCCCUGGAGAUGGCCCCCUCGCCGGCGCGCCCGCCCUGCCGCGCCUCCCCGCGCCGGCCCGCGGCCGCCGCCAAAGAGUGCCGCCGCCCGGCCGCGUCCCUCCGCGCCCGCCGCGCCCGCGGGCAGCGGGGCGGACGGGCGGACACGUCGGGGGUGGUACAGCAGUUGCUGUGGAGCCGACGAUUCCCUCUGGCCAGUCCCCCUUCUCGUUGCGCCCCCAUUCCGCCCUGCUGACCUGCGCCGCCCAGCCGCGGCGGGCACGUGUAGUUAGUGUGUGUACAGUGUCUCGCUCAUUCGGCCCCUGUGCGCACUCGAGCGGCCACCUUGGCCACCUCUGCGCACGAGCACGGAGCUGGCUGCGUGGACGUCCCUCUGGCAUGCCCUCGAGGAGGAGGGCCCCCGGGUUUAGAAGAGACCGAACUCUUGCUGGCCCGCCUCCGCGCGUUCCUCUCGUUCCGCCGCCGCCGCGGCCGUUCGCUGCGCGAGGGUUGCGCUGCAGAGAUGCUUGCCUGCUCGUGCAUCGGGAAGUUCGACCUCGAAUUGUUUAUUACAGCUGCUAAGCAGCCUGACGUCUGACGAGUGCCUUUUUUUCAGCUCCCUCUGUGUGUUUGCACCGCGCGGCGAUCCCCACGGCGCACGCUCGGGAGAGAAACAUUGUGCGCGUUCGCUCCCUCUCUCUCUUUCUCUCCCUCCAGGGCCUCGGGCGGCUGAUGCAGGGGCGCGGCUCGCAAGCGAGGCGAAGGGCU